Messenger RNA from Acipenser ruthenus (sterlet), 1040 nucleotides. RefSeq names its product relaxin-3-like. The coding region runs from base 161 to 631 and encodes 156 amino acids. The record is from RefSeq and is a predicted model, not a curated record. Gene Ontology annotation, cellular component: extracellular region. Gene Ontology annotation, molecular function: hormone activity. The transcript is spliced from 2 exons. Lineage: Eukaryota; Metazoa; Chordata; Actinopteri; Acipenseriformes; Acipenseridae.
CUUGCCACUGACUUCAGGGUCGCAGGUUCUUAUCCUGAUAGGCAGUUUGGGCUAUAAAAACGAGGCAGGCACAUUUCCAGACAGCUAUCAGCCAGACUCUGUCUCUGUCAAGCGCUCGUGUCUUUUGGGUGCUUGCUCCUUGUUCCUCCUCUGAAUCGGUAUGGCCCGGCUUGUAUCUCUCGCAUGUUUUGGUCUCCUGCUGGCCCUAGCGGCGUGGGUUUGUGGGGCGCAGGAUAGCGGGGUGAAGCUGUGCGGCCGCGAGUUUAUCCGUACCGUGGUGAUGUCAUGCGGCGGAGCGCGAUGGAAGCGCUACUCCCCAGAGCUUGGACAGCCAAGGGUUAAUCCUUACAGGGAGCUUCUUGAGUGGCUGGACAGUGACAAAUUCAACAGCCUGGGGCACCUUGAAACAACUGCAGAGCCCCAGGAUUGGAGCCUGGAUGCUGGGAUCUAUGGGACAUCUGCAGAGAGGUCUCAGGACUUCUCUCAGAGUCACGUGGAGACAGACAGAGACAGCUCAGAGGGGGAAUUCCAGCUCCAGAAGUGGUCUCCCCGAUCCAGACGGGAUGCAGGCCCGGCAAAGGUGUGCUGCAAGUGGGGCUGCACCAAGAGCGAGCUGGCUAAGUUCUGCUGACCCCCGUGAUACUCACCGCUGCCUGGAUCCACUCAGCCACCUGCUGCUCAAGACUGAGCGACUCUACGGAGCACAGUGUCCAGCAUGCUGGAUGUUUCAUUUCCUAUAGACUGCUCUCAAACGUCUUCCCCCCCAGUAAAAUAACUGGGGUUUAUUUCAAUCAUCUAUACAGCUAUGGCCAAAAGUUUUGCAUCACCUAGAAUAUUAGGAUUGAGACAUAAUUAAAAAGAAAAAAACUAUAUAAACAUAAUUUAGAUAUUUUAUUUAACAUCAUGCAAAUCAAAGAAACUACAAAAUUAUAUUGCAGAAGUCUACCGGUAGGCAUGAUAGUAGUACAGUGUUUCAUGUUAGAUAUUGAAAUGUCACAUUAUAUGGAAAGCUACAAAGCGAUAUGUAAUUUAAUAUGCUA